Molecule: messenger RNA, 402 nt
Organism: Haemonchus placei
Lineage: Eukaryota; Metazoa; Nematoda; Chromadorea; Rhabditida; Trichostrongylidae
Source: the annotation of a GenBank genome assembly
AUGGGUAUCUCCGACAAUGACGUGCAGAAGCAGCUUCGCCACAUGAUGGCAUUCAUCGAGCAAGAGGCAAAUGAAAAAGCUGAGGAAAUUGAUGCUAAAGCAGAGGAAGAAUUCAACAUCGAAAAGGGUCGAUUGGUGCAGCAGCAACGUCAAAAGAUCAUGGAGUUUUACGAGAAGAAAGAGAAGCAAGUGGAACUCCAAAGAAAGAUUCAGUCUUCUAACUCUCUCAAUGAAGGACGUCUUCUGUGUCUCAAGGCGCGUGAAGAUCACAUUCGAAAUGUUCUCGAUGAAGCACGCAUGAAUCUGUCAAAGAUUUCCAAUGAUCAAGCACGGUAUCCCGCUAUUCUUAAGGGACUCAUCAUGCAGGUACGUUUCUAUUUUUGUUUUUAUGAAUGUUUAUGA